Aureobasidium pullulans EXF-150 is the source of this 1302-nucleotide messenger RNA. RefSeq names its product Phosphotyrosyl phosphatase activator. Gene Ontology annotation, cellular component: nucleus; cytoplasm; protein phosphatase type 2A complex. Gene Ontology annotation, molecular function: peptidyl-prolyl cis-trans isomerase activity; protein tyrosine phosphatase activator activity. The coding region runs from base 1 to 1302 and encodes 433 amino acids. Lineage: Eukaryota; Fungi; Ascomycota; Dothideomycetes; Dothideales; Saccotheciaceae. The transcript has a single exon. Gene Ontology annotation, biological process: mitotic spindle organization. The record is from RefSeq and is a predicted model, not a curated record.
AUGCCGUCUGCUGAACCGAUAUCCGAUACGCAAAUCCCCAGCCCACCGCCGGAUCUCUCCAACAAGCUCCCUAAACUCAUCCCUCGACGCAAGCAAGACAAAUCAAAUGAAGCUCCGUUAAAACCUCCGCCACCAACCCCCGCUCUCCCUAGUCCGCCGAAGACGGAAGACGUCAAAUAUCAGCAUCCUACACGUCGGAUCUUGUCAAAGAAAGACCAUGAUCUCUUCCUGGGCUCGCCAACAUGUGAUCUAGUCACAGCCUUUGUGUUUGGUCUUUCCGACUCGGUCCGCCAAACCACUGUUUCCUCGGUACAAAAGGCUGUAAAAGAGCCCGUCAUCGACACGAUAGUGAACCUCUUGGACGAAGCAGAGCAAGCAGUGGCUCUAUGCCCCGCUGAAGAUGCUGGAGGCUCCCGCUUCGGCAACAAGGCCUUCAUCACAUACCUCGACAAGAUUGAGACACUACUCAAGCCAUGGCACGACAAGCUCGGUGUGACGGGUGCUGCUGCCCAGGAUGAGGUCUCAACAUACAUCUUCCACUCAUUUGGCAACAAGACUCGUAUUGAUUACGGUUCCGGUCACGAACUCAAUUUCCUCAUCUGGCUGCUGUGCCUGAACCGUCUGGACAUUCUUCCUCAGUCCACCUUCCCACAACUCGCUCUCAUCGUCUUCCCUCGCUACCUCCGCGUUAUGCGUGUCGUCCAAUCCACAUAUUACCUCGAACCUGCAGGCUCUCACGGUGUCUGGGGCCUCGAUGACUACCAAUUCGCUCCCUUCCUGUUCGGCAGCGCUCAGCUGGUCCACCACCCUCACAUUCGUCCCAUGUCAAUCCACAAGCCCUUGAUUCUGGAAGAGUGUUCGAAAGACUAUUUGUACCUCGAACAAGUCGCAUAUGUCAACAGUGUCAAGAAUGUCGAUGGUCUGCGCUGGCAUUCUCCCAUGCUUGACGACAUCAGUAGCGCAAAGAACUGGGAAAAGGUCGAGGCAGGUAUGAAGAAGAUGUUCGUCGCUGAAGUCUUGGGUAAGCUACCUGUCAUGCAGCACUUCCUCUUCGGUGGCCUCGUGCCUGCAGUCGAAGGCAUGAGUACCGAAGAUGAGACCGACGUGGCUGGCGAGAUGGAAGAAACAGAAGGUGGACAAGGUCAAGUCACCCCAGAAGGCGGCAUGAAGCACGUUCACGACCAUAGCGGUAAGACUUGGGACGAUUGCUGCGGUAUCAAAGUCCCCUCUGCAAUCGGCGCAAUGCAAGAGAUGAAGAAGCGUCAAGGUGGUGAAUCUUUGAGGAGACUGCCCUUUGACUAG